AUGUUGUAUCGACGUGGUAUUGACGGUUUAGACUUCGACCGUACCACUCAUCAUCUGAGUAUCUACCCACCCGCUCAACUACUCGUCGCCGAGCUCAACACCUCAGCCCCAGCCUCAGAAUCGGUCGACUUCCAACGGUUCUACCGGAUUUUAGAAGAAGCUACUGGGAUACCGUGCCAACUGGUAGACAAGUCACAUUGGAAUGACAACGCUGGGCUUGUGUUCCUUCAGAGUCUGAGUAUUCCUGGUGAAAUCAGAGCUUCUGUGCUCAUGUCGACUGCCGAAAAGUGGGUUUGGCGUGUUCUUCAGCAAGGCAGCGCUCAUUGGCGCAGAGGACAUGUCUUGGCAGCUGUGUCUGCUCUGUUCAAGUGGAUAAGCGUAAACCGCGAUAUCACUUUUCCAAAAGCAAGCCUUCGAAUCCGCUAUAAGGCGCUCAAGGGUACCAUCUACGUUGAUACAGAAACCGUACGUAACCUCGAGCUCGUCAGCAACGCCAUCACUGGCCAGAGCUCUGGUACCCUCUAUGGUAAUUUUACGAUCGUCGUUGGGUGCGGUCUCACACUCCGUAGGACUCCUCAAUCAUUGUCAUACUCCUAUGGGGUCCCGUCUUUUGAGGAAGAUGAUCCUUCAGCCGAGCAGCACUUACGAUCUUUAGCUAGACAUCGAAAGCUUGAUCGCACACGUGAUUUCUUUCCUGGCCUUUCACUCCAACCGAUGACACUAAUAGCUAUCGAGCCAGGAGCGACUCAGGGGCAACCCUCAGGUGACCGAAAGGCGCAUCGGCAAAUUACUCCAAUUGCGAUCAUACCUGUCUGGUAUCCCACGACUUUCACAGGCGCUCUACGGCUGCAUGUCGCCUUUCCUGUCGGUUGCGUCUCAGACUCUUCACAACCCAGUUAUAGGCACAUUAGUGACGGCCAUCGAAGGUUUGUCAGGUCACCCGAGGUCAUGCUCACUUUUGAAGCUUCCUUUGACGAGAGCACGAAUGAUAAAUCCAAGAAAGGCGAGUUUACAAAACGGACCAGACUCUACGCUGUGAAGCGCGGACAAAAUGCGGUGCUCGACAUCGCCCGCAAUGCAUAUGAGGAGAAUGAAGCCGACAUUUGGGGAGGUACCUACAACUACGCCUGCAGGCUACACUGGACUGAUGCCGGGUAUCUGUACAGCGUCGCUACUGAACAACUGAAGAAUCGACGGCCGCCCAAAGAAUGGAUUGACAUCCACUCUUCUCAUUCCAAGAUCCUUUUUUCCACCGCAGACUUGACAAGCCGAAAUUAUCGUCUCAAGCAAUCUGCCGAGGAGGUUUUCCUGCUUAGCGAACAAUACGUUGCGAGGAUGGUGGGUGAGGUGAAUGAAGUGGUUGAGGGUUUAUACACCUGCAUUGAGACUGUGGGGACAUUCAUUCCGUCCAGAGUUUACUGGAAAUCUGGCAGUACGUCUGUUGCGAUCUGGAUCAGAAAUGGCAGGCAUCCUGUUCUCGAGAAAAUGUUGGGAGACACACGAUGUGUACCAAAUGACAUUGCCGCUUCCGACAACGCAUCUUUUCGUCUCGUGCAAGGUCCGAACAUGUCGGGAAAGACAACAUACCUUCGUCAGAUCGGGCUUUUGGUCGUACAAGCUAUGAUAGGGUGCUUUGUCCCAGCCGAGUAUGCAUCGUUCAAAGUACACGACGCCCUCCUAUCGCGAUUAUCGAACGAUGGCACUGCAACAUCUACCUCACUUGUGCUCAUCGAUGAACCUUCAUCUCAACAGCCAGGUCGCCUUUUUAGACUUCCGACUGAACCUUUAUUGACACCACACAGGCUACAAGAGUUGGCGGCACAACGGUUUCUUCUCCGGCCGCACUGCAUACAUACAAGAUUAUCGAAGGUCCCGGGCAAUGGCAACAUUAUGCUUAUUGCUAGGGUUGGAGCUGGCAAAAGCGACAUGCCUCCCCGAGUCGGUGAUGGUGUACGCGCAAGAAAUGGCGGAGAAAUUGGCGCAACUGGAGUCAAACUGUACGUCUUGAUGCGUGAGAGGGUCGACUUGCUGAGGAGAGUAGCUAGAGAAAAGAGUGCAACCAACGCCGUUGCUCGCCGACGCAAGACUAUGCUUGACCUGAGAGGACAUUUGACGCAGAUCGUCGCCGUUUCCCGACUCAACGAUUCAGAUCUGGCCGAGCUUCUGCGCGCCCUACAGCAGCGAUGCUUACGAAUCAUUCAUAAGACCUUCCUGAUCGAAGAUGCGGCGGGAAGACUGAACAACGGCGAUGAGGAUUGA
This is a messenger RNA of Tremella mesenterica DSM 1558, 2259 nucleotides long. RefSeq lists its product as uncharacterized. The record is from RefSeq and is a predicted model, not a curated record. Bases 1 to 2259 code for a protein of 752 amino acids. Gene Ontology annotation, biological process: reciprocal meiotic recombination; mismatch repair. Lineage: Eukaryota; Fungi; Basidiomycota; Tremellomycetes; Tremellales; Tremellaceae. The transcript has 18 exons. Gene Ontology annotation, cellular component: nucleus. Gene Ontology annotation, molecular function: ATP binding; mismatched DNA binding; ATP-dependent DNA damage sensor activity.